ACAAGCAGAAACUUUUUCUACAUUAUUCUUCCAACUUCUACACAUUUUACUUUGACAAAUGGAGUCGCUUUCGCCGGCGAUCGGAUCAACUCCGAUUCGACCGUCGACGACUAUUUCCGGCGAAAAUGAGCUACUCAUCAGCUCCGUCAAGUCGAUUAAGAUGCCGCCGGUAGCUCGCCUGAAAAUGAGAAUGAGAGUUGCAGCUCAAUCAAGUAAUUUCGUCGUCCCUAACAACAUCGAUUUCAGCGAUCCGGAUUGGAAAGUGAAGUAUGAGAGAGAAUUCGAGUCUCGUUUCAAUAUUCCUCACAUCACUGAUGUAUUUCCCGACGCCGUUUCGUAUCCUUCCACUUUCUGUCUCAAAAUGAGAACUCCAGUCACUGAGGAUUUUGCACAAGGAUAUCCUUCAGAUGAAGAAUGGCACGGAUACAUCAAUAACAAUGACAGAGUACUUCUUAAAACUAUUAAUUAUUCCUCUCCGACUUCUGCUGGUGCUGAGUGCAUUGAUCCCGAUUGUACAUGGGUAGAGCAAUGGGUUCAUCGUGCUGGUCCUCGAGAGAAAAUAUAUUUCAAACCAGAGGAGGUGAAAGCAGCAAUCAUAACCUGUGGUGGACUAUGCCCAGGUCUUAAUGACGUUAUUCGACAGAUAGUUAUCACCCUUGAGAUAUACGGUGUGAAGCAAAUUGUGGGGAUUCCAUUUGGGUACCGUGGGUUUUCAAGCGAUGAUUUAGCUGAAAUGCUAUUAUCCAGGAAAGUGGUUCAAAAUGUUCAUCUUUCCGGUGGAAGCUUGCUAGGCGUAUCACGUGGAGGACCUAAAGUUUCUGACAUUGUGGAUAGCAUUCAGGAAAGAGGAAUAAACAUGCUCUUUGUGAUCGGUGGAAAUGGUACACAUGCUGGCGCAAACGCAAUUCAUGAUGAGUGCCGUAGAAGACGUAUGCAGGUAGCUGUAGUUGGUGUGCCAAAAACUAUUGACAAUGAUAUUAUGCUUAUGGACAAAACAUUUGGUUUUGAUACUGCUGUUGAAGAAGCACAGAGAGCCAUUAAUUCUGCUUAUAUUGAGGCACAUAGUGCAUAUCAUGGUAUCGGAAUUGUGAAGUUGAUGGGUCGUAGCAGUGGUUUUAUAGCUAUGCAUGCAUCACUAGCUAGUGGACAGAUAGACAUAUGCUUGAUUCCAGAGGUGCCGUUUAAUCUGCAUGGGCCUCAUGGUGUGUUGCAGCAUCUAAAAUAUCUGCUUGAGACAAAGGGAUCAGCUGUGAUUUGUGUAGCAGAGGGGGCCGGGCAGGAUUUCCUCGAGAAAACCAAUGCAAAGGAUGCAUCUGGAAAUGCUGUACUUGGAGAUAUUGGUGUUCAUAUACAACAACAGAUCAAAAAGUACUUCAAGGAGAUUGGGGUUACAACUGAUGUUAAAUACAUUGAUCCUACCUACAUGAUCCGUGCAUGCCGUGCAAAUGCAUCAGAUGGAAUUCUCUGUACUGUACUAGGUCAAAAUGCUGUUCAUGGUGCAUUUGCUGGAUAUAGCGGGAUCACAGUUGGUAUAUGCAAUACUCAUUAUGUGUACUUUCCAAUUCCAGAAGUCAUUGCUCAACCCAAGAUCGUGGACCCUAACAGCCGCAUGUGGCAUCGUUGCUUAACAUCCACAGGCCAGCCAGACUUUCUUUGAAUUAAAAAUACGCAGCUCAAUUUUUUUGCAUGAAACUUGCAAGUCUAUUAAAGGAGCAGGGAGCCAGAUUGAGAAAACUCAUGGCAUUGCCCUGUUCCCAACUGUUAAAAGGAAUAAUGCAAGAACAUGGGAUUCCUCAAUUUUUUGUGAAGGUACAUACCCGUUCAGAAGGGUAUACGUAGUACUAUGUUGCUCGGAUCAUCCAAAAAUGUUUAACACACCAGUGUCAGAUCCUCCAAACGCACAACUUUUGUAGGAUUUGACACACACUGGCAUUAUUUUUGACGAGUCUGAGCAACAUAGAUGUAGAAUAAAGCUAUCUUAGAGACCCUGAGUUAUGCAUUUUUCUUUGUUCCUUCACAACGCGAUAAACCAUUCUUCUAAUAGAAGAAAUUCUUCCUUGUGAACCAUUUGACGAAGAAAUAAAUACCACUUAUUUAAUACGAGUAUUA
This is a messenger RNA of Solanum stenotomum, 2109 nucleotides long. RefSeq names its product ATP-dependent 6-phosphofructokinase 5, chloroplastic-like. Gene Ontology annotation, cellular component: cytoplasm. Gene Ontology annotation, molecular function: 6-phosphofructokinase activity; ATP binding. Gene Ontology annotation, biological process: fructose 6-phosphate metabolic process; glycolytic process. The transcript has 13 exons. NCBI's taxonomy places the organism in Eukaryota, Viridiplantae, Streptophyta, Magnoliopsida, Solanales, Solanaceae. The record is from RefSeq and is a predicted model, not a curated record. The coding region runs from base 59 to 1657 and encodes 532 amino acids.